This is a messenger RNA of Sinocyclocheilus grahami, 1530 nucleotides long. Its product is annotated as bcl-2-related ovarian killer protein homolog B-like. The record is from RefSeq and is a predicted model, not a curated record. Bases 718 to 1293 code for a protein of 191 amino acids. Gene Ontology annotation, biological process: release of cytochrome c from mitochondria; intrinsic apoptotic signaling pathway in response to DNA damage; regulation of apoptotic process. Gene Ontology annotation, molecular function: BH domain binding. Lineage: Eukaryota; Metazoa; Chordata; Actinopteri; Cypriniformes; Cyprinidae. The transcript has 4 exons. Gene Ontology annotation, cellular component: mitochondrial outer membrane.
CACUGAUCCUUAGGGAAGAGUCAUUGUGUGAAAUAAACAUUUUAUUUGGAGCCUUCACACCUACAGCAGGUCUGUUAGACAAAACACUCAUCUUUUAACACGAGUGUGAUUUUUUAAAGAAAUUAAUAGGCUAUUAUGUUGCACGCUAUAGGCUAUGUAUGAAUUUGAUAAACUAAGAUUUUAAAGAGAUGAUUAGAAUUCAUUUUAUUUGAUAUGACUAGACUACAAGCAUUGCAAGUCUUGCCAGGAUGCCACAGACUGUUUAUAUUUGGACUAAGCCGUUCACUUGGUUGAUUAGUGGUUACCUAAGCGUUCCAGGUAGCGAGAAAAAUCGCUUCCAAGUGUCCGAUUCAGGGCACAGGCGAACAGCGACCUCAGCACGAUGGAAAUAUGACAGAAAGUCCAUUUCAACAUCGUAUGUUCUUCUCAUGCGAAACAGAAGACUGAUGGAAGAUGACAAAUCAUAAAAGCGGAAGUUGGUCGAUCGAUCAGAGUAAAUCAGUUUGCUAGCUGAGAAAUUUUAGUGGGCUGUUCAAUUGCAGCCUAGUUGUUUUCCCUGAUUGGCUAUUUACGUUUCGGCGAACCUGUUUCUGAUUGAAUUUAUCUAGACUUUCGUCGGAGAAAUGAGCUGCGUAAUGUUAGUGGAGUUUGUGGGGUGUUUAUUUAGGCAACUUCAACCAGAGAAGUUGCAGUGUUUUGUGCUCCGGUCAAACAAACAUGCGGGACCUGAACGUGCUUGAGCGCUCCUCCGUGUUCGCCGCGGAGAUGAUGAAGAUGGAGGUGUUUGAUCGGACGCCCACGGAAAAAGAGCUCGUCUCUCAGUCCAAGGAACUCUGUAGAGACUUCAUUCACUCCAGAAUCGUAAGGGAAGGACUAAGUUGGUCAAAAGUCGAGUCUGAUCUGCCCGAGCCACACGGAGCUCUUGUAGAUAUAUCUGUGGUGCUGCUAAAACUGGGUAAGAAAACCACGAAUUUAAAGUUCUUCUCGUGGAAUUGCGUUUACUUUCAAGGGAUCACAUGGGGCAAAGUGGUGGCCAUCUACGCUGUAGCAGCCGGGCUGGCGGUGGACUGUGUGCGUCAGGGCCAUCCAGUCAUGGUGCACACCAUAGUGGACAGUCUGGGAGAGUUUGUGCGUAGGAACCUGGUCCCAUGGCUCAAAAAGCGAGGAGGAUGGGGGGACAUUUUAAAAUGUGUGGUGAACAUGGACUCUAGAGCUCGUGCCCACUGGUUAUCAACAGCUGUGUUCUCAUGGAGGCAAUUCUUAAAGACCAUGUACAUCUACCUGACGAAGUAGCCUCGUGCAGGAAAUCAUCCUGUUGACUGAGAACUGAAUCUUUCCCUCCCAGGACUAUUUGAAUGGUCCAUUGUACUGUUUGUGGAGCAAACGGCCCCUCACAAAGGUCAUAGCACGUCACCCGGGUUCAACCGCACCUUAAUCCUCUUUUACCUUUCAUUAUUUCUUUAAAAUAUACUAUGUAUAGACUGAAACAAAUACUAUGAGCUGACAUUGUGGGGGUGUGGGGGGUGGCAC